This is a messenger RNA of Loxodonta africana (African savanna elephant), 1870 nucleotides long. RefSeq names its product guanine nucleotide-binding protein G(o) subunit alpha. Gene Ontology annotation, biological process: adenylate cyclase-modulating G protein-coupled receptor signaling pathway; G protein-coupled dopamine receptor signaling pathway. Gene Ontology annotation, molecular function: mu-type opioid receptor binding; corticotropin-releasing hormone receptor 1 binding; G-protein beta/gamma-subunit complex binding. The record is from RefSeq and is a predicted model, not a curated record. Gene Ontology annotation, cellular component: heterotrimeric G-protein complex. Lineage: Eukaryota; Metazoa; Chordata; Mammalia; Proboscidea; Elephantidae. The transcript has 8 exons. The coding region runs from base 4 to 1068 and encodes 354 amino acids.
ACCAUGGGAUGUACUCUGAGUGCAGAAGAGAGAGCCGCCCUCGAGCGGAGCAAGGCGAUUGAGAAAAACCUCAAAGAGGAUGGCAUCAGCGCCGCCAAAGACGUGAAAUUACUCCUGCUGGGGGCUGGAGAAUCAGGAAAAAGCACGAUUGUGAAGCAAAUGAAGAUCAUCCACGAAGAUGGCUUCUCUGGAGAAGACGUGAAACAGUACAAGCCUGUUGUCUACAGCAACACCAUCCAGUCCCUGGCAGCCAUUGUUCGAGCCAUGGACACUUUGGGCAUUGAAUACGGUGACAAGGAGAGAAAGGCCGACGCCAAGAUGGUGUGUGACGUGGUGAGUCGGAUGGAAGAUACUGAGCCUUUCUCUCCAGAGCUGCUUUCUGCCAUGAUGCGACUCUGGGGCGACUCAGGAAUCCAGGAGUGCUUCAACCGGUCUCGGGAGUAUCAGCUCAAUGAUUCUGCCAAAUACUACCUGGACAGCCUGGAUCGGAUCGGGGCCUCGGACUACCAGCCCACAGAGCAGGACAUCCUCCGAACCAGGGUCAAAACCACCGGCAUCGUAGAAACCCACUUCACAUUCAAGAACCUCCACUUCAGGCUGUUCGACGUUGGGGGCCAACGAUCUGAACGUAAGAAGUGGAUCCACUGCUUCGAGGACGUCACGGCCAUCAUCUUCUGUGUCGCACUCAGCGGCUAUGACCAGGUGCUCCAUGAAGACGAAACCACGAACCGCAUGCAUGAAUCCCUGAAGCUUUUCGACAGCAUCUGCAACAACAAAUGGUUCACAGACACGUCCAUCAUCCUGUUUCUUAACAAGAAAGACAUAUUCGAAGAGAAGAUCAAGAAGUCCCCACUGACCAUCUGCUUUCCUGAGUACACAGGCCCCAGUGCCUUCACGGAAGCCGUGGCUUACAUCCAGGCCCAAUACGAGAGCAAGAACAAGUCAGCCCACAAGGAGAUCUACACCCACGUCACCUGUGCCACCGACACCAACAACAUCCAGUUUGUCUUUGACGCUGUGACGGACGUCAUCAUCGCCAAAAACCUGCGAGGCUGUGGACUCUACUGAGGCCCAGCCCCUGCCCAGCCUGCCCACCACCCUGCCCAGCCUGUCGCCCCACCUCCCCACCCCCGGGACCAGGGCUCUGCCACAUAUUUGCACUUGAGGAAGAAGAACCCAGAAGCCAGCACCGGGCGGGGGGAGGAGGGAGCAUCCUCCACACCACCCCACCCAGCCCAACCGACUCCUCUUCAGGCCUGGGCCGCUGCCCAGACCUCUGAACACGUGGUAACAGGGAGCUGGGCUGGGGGUGCCGAGCGCUGCGUGCUACGGGGCCAGGAGACUUGGGCCUCAGACCUGUGGGCCUGCUCACUUGCCUCUGCUCCAUGGGUUACUCGCGGUAGCUAAGGGUUUUAUCUGGACGUGUGGGUGGUGGGCACAGCCGCCGUUUGGCCCAGGAUGGGCACUCCAUACACUUUGUCAUUCAGACUCAAAGUCCCAGGGUCUCCUUUCUGUCACCUGGGUUGUUCAGGUAGCAGGAGUGGCCCUGGGACAGGGUGAUGGUGGGUGUAGGGGCAGUGGGAGCCACUGCAUGCCUUUCCUGGGGUCUCUCUGGCUACAGGCAGCUCCAUCACCAAUAUCCAGGGUGGGCCCAGGCUACCUGUGCGUUGGUCCAAGGGCCCAACCUUGGCUCGCGCCUCCCUCCUCUCUCUGCCCUUGGAUCUUAGCCCUCUGGCGUGAGCCUCCCCUUGUCUGGGCCAUCCUUCCUUGCCCCCCCGGGACCCCCACCCUCCCUCCCCACGGAACUGGAAAUGCUUCUGAGUCGACUUGUUGCAAAAGUAUGUGGUAGAUGGUGGGAAGGGUGAGUCGG